This is a messenger RNA of Prunus mume (Japanese apricot), 2175 nucleotides long. RefSeq names its product DNAJ heat shock N-terminal domain-containing protein (gene ATERDJ3A). The record is from RefSeq and is a predicted model, not a curated record. Lineage: Eukaryota; Viridiplantae; Streptophyta; Magnoliopsida; Rosales; Rosaceae.
UAUAAGCCCUCAAUUUCAAUCUCCUCCCUCUCUCAGUUGCGUCUAAAACGUACACACAGCUUUCGUACGGGAAAACCAGGAAAAAGAAAACAUCCCUAACAAAUCUUGAAAAAAUCUGAGUGUAAAUUUCGUAUUCGAAUAUGGGGAACCGGUUAGUGUUGUGGAUCUUCUUGUCGGCGUUGCUCUUCUUCUUAACCAUGGAAGCAACAACCAUAGACCCUUACAAGGUCCUUGGAGUCGAGCGGAAUGCAAGCCAACGUGAAAUUCAGAAAGCUUUCCACAAGCUUUCUCUUCAAUAUCACCCGGACAAGAAUAAGAACAAAGGAGCUCAAGCAAAGUUUUCUGAGAUAAACAAUGCAUAUGACAUUUUAUCAGAUGAAGAGAAGAGGAAAAAUUAUGACACGUAUGGAGAUGAGAAGGGCAGUCCUGGAUUUGGAGCUGGUUCUUCUGGAGAUCAUGGUGGAUAUACUUACUUCACAAAUGGUGGACCAGGAAAAAACCAGUUUACCUACAGACCAAGUGACUGGCAGAGCAUGGGUGGGCAGGGAGGUUCCAAGUCAUUCUCCUUUUCUUUUGGAGGUCCCAGUGGUCCAAGUUCAUUUGGUUUUGGCAUGGACGACAUUUUCUCGACCCUUUUUGGGGGAAAACCUGGAGGUGGGGGUCAGUUUGGUGGUUUCAGUGGUUCAGCUGGGUCUCAGCCAGGGUCUCAACCUGGGUCUAGGAGUUCCCCAGUGAGCAUUAGUGCCAUCAGUUCACAGGUGUAUAAAAAAGAAAUAGUUGACCAAGGGAUGACUUGGCUCUUGUUAUCUUACACACCAUCAUUGAAGGGGCAUCAACAUGUUGAAUCUAUCAUAAAGGAAGUUGCCAGUUCACUGCAGGGAGCUUUAAAGAUUGGAAACAUAAACUGUGAGACAGAACCAUCUCUCUGUAAGGACCUCGGCAUAUAUCCCCGCAGAAUGCCCAGGGUAUUUGUUUAUUCUUACAAAGUGAGUGAAAGGGGUUCUUUGGUUGAGUAUGAUGGUGAUUGGGCUGCAAAACCUUUAAAAAUGUUUUGCCAAGAUCAUCUUCCAAGGUUUUCAAAACGGGUUGACUUGAAACAUUUUGAGUCUUCCACUUUCACAGUCCAUAAAUUGCCUAGUGUCGUGCUUCUUUCCACCAAGAAAGAUACACCUGUUAUCUGGCGUGUCCUCAGCGGAUUGCAUCACAAUCACUUCCUUUUCUAUGAUGCAGAGGUCCAUGAAGUUUCUGAUCCAAGAGUGAAGAAGCUAGGAGUUGAUGCACUUCCAGCUAUAGUUGGUUGGCUUUCAAACGGGGAGAAGCAUGUCCUAAAAGCUGGCAUUACCAUCAAAGAUAUGAAGUCGGCAAUUAAUGAGCUUAGUGCUUUACUAGAAGGUUUUGAGAAAAAGAGCAAGAAGGCAGCUUCAAGUCAGGCCAAGAAGUCACCGACUGGGGAGAAGCAAAUACCCCUACUGACAGAGUCUAAUUUUGAUGCUCUUUGUGGUGAGAAAACUCCAGUUUGCAUCAUUGGUGCAUUCAGGUCUUCCAAAGAAAGAAAGAAGUUGGAAUCAAUUUUGAACACGCUCUCUCAGAAAUCACUAUCAAGGCAACAGAAUUCAGCCGAUGGAAGGGAUUCCAUUUCCUACACUCUCUUGGAUGCCUCCAAGAAGGCAUCAUUCUUAAAUGCAUUUGACAAAGCAGGAUUUAAAUCGUUAGAUAAGGUCUUGGUUGCCUAUAAACCUCGGAGGGGGACGUUCGCAGCAUUUGAGGGUGAAAUGACUACAGAAGAAGUAGAGGGGUUCAUUGGCUCCGUUCUUAAUGGGGACAUACGUUUUACCAAGACUCGGCAGAAACCCGUCCUCAAAUGAGAGCUAUGGUGGUGACAAAGUUUGGGCCAGGUAGUUUCUGGCUUAUUUGUACAUAGCUUCACUAUUUAAGUAUAGAAAACAUAACACAAAUUUAGACUAGAACUAAGGAGGAUCUGUCGAGGAGCAUCCGUCGUCAUCUUGGAAAAGUGGGCUUGAACCCUACAUAAGUGGUUCUUUUUGUAAUGCCAUAGUAGAAGUCUGUCUCAUACAUUUGGUUGUAUGACCCGUGUAAUUUAUUUGUUCUUUUACUCGGUGUAAAAUUGAUGACCAAAAUAUAUAUGAAAAUGAGAAGCUGAUGAAGUUUGAAAUU